This is a messenger RNA of Cucurbita pepo subsp. pepo (vegetable marrow), 792 nucleotides long. The record is from RefSeq and is a predicted model, not a curated record. NCBI's taxonomy places the organism in Eukaryota, Viridiplantae, Streptophyta, Magnoliopsida, Cucurbitales, Cucurbitaceae.
GUCUAGAUAAACAUGAGAAAGAUGGCAGAUAAUGGUAAGGAUUUUCAAGUAGAAACAGAUUCACUUCUCGGACUGAGUGAAUCUGGGAAGCUUAUACCGAGCUCUUCUCGAGUGUUAUCGAUACUUUCCUCUACGUUUGAGAGAUCGAUUCAGAAGAACGAAAAAUUGUUGAAAAGGCUCAAAAAGAAAGACAGUGUCACAAUUUUCCAUGGUUCCCGAGCGCCCACUAUGAGCACUGGACAAUAUAUUGAUCGCAUCUCGAAGUAUACAUGUUGUGGUACGCCUUGCUUAGUUGUUGCCUACAUAUACAUUGAAAGGUAUCUUCAAAAGAUGGGUGCUUACCUUACUUCUUUGAACGUCCACCGCCUUCUGAUCACUAGCAUCAUGGUUGCAGCUAAGUUUAACGAUGCCGGGUGCUAUAACAAUGCCUUUUAUGCCAAGGUAGGAGGAGUGAGCACCAAAGAAAUGAACAGCAUGGAGAUAGAAUUGCUAUUCAAUUUGGACUUCAGACUUCAUGUCACUGCAGAUGUGUUCAGAGCUCACUGUUUGCAGCUCCAAAAGGAAGGUCUGGGGGAGAAUCAAAUUGAUCGACGACCCGGGAACAAGACUCGAACGAGAUGCUUACCUCAAAUUGCAAGCUAUACUUGCAGAGCCAUUUAAACAUUCCAAGAGAUCUCUCUCGAAUUUCAUGGUUAGUUAGUGUUCGAUCUUUAUCAAGUGAACUGGAAAAGUUUAUAAUUCAAUAAUGGUUAAUCAGUUCUCCUUAUGCUAACUGAGAAAUAUUUGUAAUUU